This is a messenger RNA of Liolophura sinensis, 3219 nucleotides long. RefSeq names its product prolyl 3-hydroxylase 1-like. Lineage: Eukaryota; Metazoa; Mollusca; Polyplacophora; Chitonida; Chitonidae. Gene Ontology annotation, cellular component: endoplasmic reticulum. Gene Ontology annotation, molecular function: protein binding; L-ascorbic acid binding; procollagen-proline 3-dioxygenase activity. Gene Ontology annotation, biological process: collagen metabolic process. The record is from RefSeq and is a predicted model, not a curated record.
AUGGCAGAUGGAGUGAAAGUGGUGAAACAAGUGGUACCUGUAACGGUAGUUUGUGUGCGUGUGACAACGAUGGAGACGCUGACAGUAGCCAUCGUGCUUUUCUGCAGACUUGUUUUAGCCUAUGCAGUCUCAGGUGACCCGCAUGCGAUGAACUUUGAUCGCUUGUACACGCUUGGAAUCGCGUCGUACGAAGAAGAACGAUGGUUUCAGUGCGUAUCAUUCAUGAGUCGUUCAAUAGAGGAGCACAAGCACUAUUCUGAUGUAGUGUACAAGUGCCGUUUGCAUUGUAAGCAAGACGGUGCCUCAAAUGUGGCCAGGGAUUUUAUUCAUGACCAUGGCGAGCAACUGUUAAAUUUGUUCCUUAUUCAAGAUUUGGUAAAAAACGUUGAGUGUGUAAGGAGAUGCAAACUAAGGAAUCUUGGAGAAGGUCCUCGUGCGAUGAACAUAUUCAGAAGUAUUACACAGGCUUUUGUGGAAUUAAAACCAUACGAUUAUCUACAGAUUUGUGCAUUUAAGACAAAUGAUGUUAAGCAGGCAGUUGCAGCGGCGUACACCUAUUUUUUGGCUAACCCAAACCACACAGUGAUGCUUAACAACCUGCAGUAUUACAGGAAGAUGCCAAAUAUCCAUCCUGAUGACUUUGUUAAUCUGGAAGAGAAAGAUUAUCAGACUCACUACAUUGAUGGGUCACAUGCGUACACCGAGGAUGACUGGCCAACAGUUGUGGAGGAAAUGGAGUCUGCAUUGGAGGCGUUUUUCCCCGCAGAGGAGCGAUGUCGUUUUGAGUGUGAGGGUCUCCUGGACACCGGACAGAUUGGGGAUGUGACUGAUGUUCUCUCUACAAUAGCAGGUCUUUAUGUGGAGAUGAUAAAAUGUCAGUUGGGAUGUGAGAGAAAACUUGGGGUUAUCCACAGUCAAGUUAUCCAUGAUUAUGUGGCCGACCAUUACCAUUACCUGCAGUAUGCUUAUUUCAAGUUGAAGAACUAUGAGCAGGCUGCCCAGGCUGCGGAGUCAUACCUGCUGUUUAAACCUCACGAUGACAUCAUGCUAAACAACAAACUCUACUACCUGAAGAGAGGCUACGGAGAAAGUUUCUUUGUAGCCAGACAGGAUGCCCUGGAGUACUCAAAGCGUAAAAAGAUGUUGAGGGAAGUGGUCCGCCUGGCUGAGGAAACUCCACAGGAAGAAGAUGAUACUUACAAUGUGUUUCUCAAGAGGAAUUACAUCUCCAUGGGUGACUUCCGCGCCAACCCCGGCACGUUUGAGGAGAAUAACGUCGAAACUCCGGCUAAUCCCUUCAUCCAGCAUUUUGCCAGAAUAGGCAUCAAGGUGUUUGCUGAUGAGAAGGUGUUACAUGGCCCCAAGCGGUUUGCUGCUGAUGGGCUCAUGAGACCUGAGCAGUGUCAAGAACUCAUCUACCUCGCACAGGCUCAAUAUGACAACUGGGAAAAACCUCCCACAAUGCAGCAAAUCAACAUUCCACAAGCUGUAGAGCUGCUGAAGCGUGAGCAGGUGAGCGACCUGUCGUUACGAAUCCUCCUGCGGGCCAGUGAGGUGAGCAGGUUUUUCCUCCAGCAAUACCUCAACCUGACCAAAGUAUACCUUCAGGACACCAAGCUCAUCUGUAGAGACCACACAGACCCUGAUUCUGGUGAGAAGAACUGUUACAUCCAGGAAGACGGCAGCUGUGUCAAAUGGUUUCCUACCAAUGACAAGGCUGAUUAUGUAGCAGCCAUCCAUCUGAACAAAGUGAUGACAGGUGGAGAAAUCUAUGUGGCUGAUGAGAGUUUAAAUGGCCAGGGCAUGAUGUUAUCCCCAAAGUGUGGUAGAAUGGUGGGUUUCCCUGCAUCUACCCCACAUGGGGUGUUACCCUUCCCUUCGGGAGUCAGGUGUGUCCUGUGUAACUACUCCAAAAACCGUUCCUACGAUGAGAAAGCACACUCGCAUGCCUUCAGAUAUUUGGCCAAACUGGAGGACAGCAAACAAGAGGAGCACCUGGAGAGACUGCGUAACAGGAAGGCUGUGUUACAGGGGAUAAAGGAGUCGGGGAUAACCAUUACUAUGACUGACGAGGAUUUAGCAGGAGAGGAGCGUGUCAUUGCUGAUGAUCUGCUGUCACAAGAGGAGUGCAAGGUGUUGAGAGAAUUGGCCAAGAAAGGUUCUCUGACUGGUGAUGGUUAUGGGGAUAAGCGCUACAACACCCACUCCUCUAUUUCCCCUCAUACUAAACACGAGAUGUUCCAGGGGCUUACAGUUCUUAGAGCUGCUCAGUUGGCCAAUUUGGCUGCUGUAGAUGAGAGAUCUGUUCAGAUGUACCUCAACAUGAGUGAGAAGUCCCGUGACUUCGUGGAGAAAUAUUUCAACCUGGAGUCACCGCUGUAUUUUGACUUCACUCAUCUGGUGUGUAGAAUGGCAAUAGAGAUGAAUGGGAAGAGAGAUGACUUAAGCCACCCUGUCCAUGCUGACAACUGUAUACUACAAGAGGAUGAGACCUGUGUGCGACAGUUUCCUGCCUACACACAGAGAGAUUACAGUGCCCUUCUGUAUUUGAAUGAUGAUUUUGAAGGAGGAAACUUCUUUUUUGCUCAUGCUAAUAAGUCUGAGCAGGUGUCAGUUAGACCAAAGUGUGGUCGUCUUGCAGCGUUUAACGCAGCAGCAUAUCACGGGGUGAAGGCUGUCACUAAGGGGGAGCGCUGUGCUCUGGCGCUCUGGUUUACUCUCGACCCAGACUUCAAAGAGAUCGCUCACAUCCAAGCGAAAAAAAUGUUGAGGGACAGGAAGAAUGAUCCUAACUACAAUCUGCCUUCUUCCUCGCCUCUCUUCACAAUGCCAGGGAUACCUGAAAAGGAAACAGAUUCUUCCUUCCCAGGGCGACCAGUGAAAUCAAAACUACUAAAUGAUGAUGAAGACACAUCUGAUGAAAAAACAAAUGAAUCUCAAAAGAAUGACAUGUCUGAUGAAUCUGUUGAUGAGGAUGAUGACAAAUCUGACAAUGAUGAAUCUCUUGAUGAUGAUGAUGAAUCUGAUGACAAUGAUAGUGAUGAAAACUCUGUAGAAAAAUCUCAGAAUGAGAAGAAAUCAAAUGAAAAAGAAACUUUCUUGAAAGAGACAGAUGAAUCUGUGGAGGAAGAUGAAACCAAAGACUUACACAGUUCCGAAUCAGAUUCUGUUGAUUCAGAUGCUGAUGAGGAUCUGUUUUCAUAUCGAAAUGAACUCUAA